GGUGAGGCUCCAAGGAUGGCGACGGCUGUCGAGCUAGCCAUUGAGAAGAUCGAUGAGUAUAAGUCGAAGAUUGGAAGAACUCUCGGCACUCCGAUGCGGCUUCGAGACCUAAUUCGGCAGGUCAGAGCGGCACGAACGAUGGCUGAAGAGCGAGCAGUGGUGGAUAGAGAAAGUGCGAAUAUUCGAGAAAGCUUCCGAGACGAUGAUUCUCCGUGGAAAUGUAGAAAUAUCGCGAAAUUGCUCUAUAUUCAUAUGCUCGGCUACCCAGCGCAUUUUGGACAGAUGGAGUGCAUGAAACUGGUGGCUCACCCCCGAUUCACUGACAAACGAAUUGGGUAUCUUGGAGCUAUGCUUCUUCUCGAUGAACGAUCGGAAGUUCAUAUGCUCGUCACUAAUUCGCUUAAAAACGACCUCACCUGUUCCACCCAAUUCGUCAGCGGACUAGCUCUCUGCACUCUGGGCUCAAUUUGCUCAGCGGAAAUGUGUCGAGACCUGGCCAACGAGGUUGAGAAGAUCAUCAAGCAGAACAAUGCGUAUUUAAAGAAAAAAGCGGCGCUCUGUGCGUUCCGUAUCGUUCGAAAAGUGCCGGAGCUGAUGGAAGUCUUCAUUCCAUGUACCCGAUCGCUUCUGGGAGAGAAAAAUCACGGAGUUUUGAUGGGCGCAACGACUUUGGUCACAGAAAUGUGCGAGAAAUCUCCGGAUGUCUUGAAUCAUUUUAAGAAAUUGGUGCCGAAUUUGGUACGGAUUCUAAAGAAUCUUCUAAUGAGUGGAUAUUCGCCGGAACACGACGUCACCGGCAUCUCUGACCCGUUCCUUCAGGUCAAAAUUCUGAGAUUAUUGAGAGUUUUGGGGAAGGAUGACGUACGUGUCACUGAAGAGAUGAAUGAUAUUCUGGCGCAAGUGGCAACGAAUACGGAAACGGCGAAAAAUGUCGGAAACGCGAUUCUCUAUGAGACUGUACUCACGAUUAUGGAGAUUAAGAGCGAGAGUGGCCUGCGCAUUUUGGCUGUGAACAUUCUUGGACGAUUCCUUUUGAAUACGGAUAAGAAUAUUCGAUAUGUGGCGUUGAAUACGCUUCUGAAGACUGUUCAUGUUGAUUAUCAGGCCGUACAACGUCACCGUAACGUAGUCGUUGAAUGUCUCAAAGAUCCGGAUAUUUCGAUCAGAAAACGUGCAAUGGAGCUCUGCUUUGCUCUGAUGAACCGUACAAAUAUCGCAAUAAUGACGAAAGAAGUGCUCAUUUUCCUCGAGACCGCCGACGCUGAAUUCAAAUCGGAAUGUGCUUCACGAAUGUAUAUUGCAACGGAAAGAUAUUCGCCGAAUCAUGAAUGGCAUUUGGAUACGAUGAUUACUGUACUUAGAUUGGCCGGAAAAUACGUUCCUGACGAGGUGGUCUCCUGUAUGAUCCAAAUGAUUUCGGCGAAUGAGCAACUGCAGAGCUAUGCAGUAUCCCAGCUUUACCAUGCCGCUCAAAAAGAUGCAAUCAAUGCUCAACCACUGCUUCAAGUAGCUUUCUGGACAAUUGGAGAAUUUGGAGAUUUGUUACUUCAACCAACAGACGUUGAUAGUACUCCAAUCUCUGAAAAUGAUGUUGUCGGAGUAUUUGAAUCGGUUCUUCCGUCUGCUCUAACCUCACUUUGGACAAAAUGUUAUGGAGUUACUGCUCUUGCGAAGCUGGGAACCAGGUUCCAGUCGACUGGAGAUCGAAUUGGAGCACUUGUUCGUAUGAAUCAGGCUCAUAUUCAGUUGGAGUUACAGCAGCGAUCUGUGGAAUUCAAUGUGAUUUUGAAUUUGGGAGAUUUGAGAGACGGACUGCUCGAACGAAUGCCAGUAAUCACCCAUAAUUCCCUAAAUGCCGCUGCUCCAUCAAUGAUCGAUGAGGAAGUUUCUGCAGAAUCGGGAGCACCAGUAGUAACCAAUGGAGAUCUCCUUGGUGAUCUGAACCUUGGUGGUGGUGGUUCAACGAAUCCAUCAAAUGACUAUAGUUCUGAUCUUUUGGGUGUUGGAGUUGGUAGUGGAGCAGCUUCUGCUCAGGCACCACCACCACCACCACCACCUACCUCAAAUUCGAAUAUUUUGGACAUUUUCGGCGAUACACCAUCUUCAAAUGCUGCUGGUGGUUUUGACUUUGGAAUGGCUGCUCCAGCGAAGGAGCCCACUUAUCAGCCGGUAAUCGCUAUCAACAAGGGCGGAAUCGAAGUUCAACUGCAAGUCAUCGAAACGUGGAAAAACGAGAAGGCUCGUCUGAGAAUGACGGCUUACAACUAUACACCAAGAACUCUUUCGAACUAUAAUUUCUUCGCAGCCGUCACAAAAACGUUUGAAAUUGCACUGGAACCGGCUUCAUCGCCAAAUAUUGAUCCAAAUGAGCAUACUACUCAAUUUAUGACUAUUACAAGAAAAGCACCUAAUACUACUGCUCGCAUGCGCACCAAAAUCUCGUACAUUGUCGACGGAACGGAACAAGUCGGCGAAGGAGUUGUCAACGAGUUUCCCGGAUUGUAAAAAUCUAAUUUUCCCCCAAAAAAAAUUUCCCAAAUGCCACGUUUUUUCCUAAUUUAUUGAUUUUUUUUUCUAUGUGUUUCUAAAAAUACCAUUUUUGUUCUUAUUUUAGUGUGUGUGUGUCUAUUGUCAAAUAAUGUGAGAAAACUCUAAUGGUUGUGAUUAUUUUUAUUUAAUUUUUUUUCUUCAAAUUCCUGCUGCUAGGGGUUACUGUGAUAAUAUUUUCCCCUAUUUACCCGAAAAAAUUCCAAAAAAAUUGCACUCCCGACCCCCACUUUUCCACCACCAAAAAAUCCGCUUUUUCAUGUAUUUACCCCUAAAAUUGCACAAAUAGGCACCUGCCUGCCCACAUACCUACAGGCAGUGCCUUGUAGGUAGGCACGCAGGUAGGCAAGCCUACUAUCCUCAAUAAUUAGUUUUUUAUUGGCUAAAAAAUCAAAAAAAUAUCGUCUUGGCAGAGUAGAGAUUCCCCAUUUUUUUUUAUUGGAUUUUAUUAAUAAACCCCCACUUUUUGAGCA
Molecule: messenger RNA, 3020 nt
Organism: Caenorhabditis elegans
Lineage: Eukaryota; Metazoa; Nematoda; Chromadorea; Rhabditida; Rhabditidae
Gene: apg-1
Product: AP-1 complex subunit gamma
Exons: 9
Coding region: 16-2505 (829 amino acids)
Biological process (GO): vesicle-mediated transport; intracellular protein transport
Cellular component (GO): clathrin-coated vesicle membrane; Golgi apparatus; membrane coat
Source: RefSeq, marked reviewed